AAGCAGCCUGUUAGCACUGAAGAAUCUCUCAGCUGCACUCAUCAGUUCGCUCGAGCCGCUGCUGCUGUCAGACGGACAUCGCAGAGCCAACUUACUCAUUCGUCGGCCAUUCGGCAUCGAUCAGGUUUGUGUCACUGAUUGGCAUGUGCGUGCAGCAGCAUGGCGAAAGAGCACUCAAUCUGUGCUUUGCUUUGCUUCGCUUUUGUGUGAGUGAGUGCAGAUCGGUCGGCGCCUUGACAGCUUGAGGAGUCAAAUGACCGACCAGCUGGUCAGCUUACUGGCGAGUGAGCACCACCAGAGGCUCACUCGUUGACGGCUGGUACAUCAAUCACACCACACCCCUCAUCCCAUCUCGGUGUUGGUGUCUGUGCUGUGCAGGUGUUUGCUCGUUGUGGUGAGUGAGUGAUUGACACAUAGCACACCACAAUGAACCAACAGGCGGCGGCUGCAGGUGAGCCGAAGGCAGGCAGCACCACCACACACAACGGCGGAUACAUCCCUGCAUGUGUGUGUGUGCGUGUGUGUGUGUCAGCCGCUCAAGGUGGCGGUUUGCUCGGCAGCGAGGCGGAAGCAGAUGAGUCGGUUAGUCACUGCAACGAAUGAAAGGCCUCCCAUUAGACAAGCGUCAGCGCUUGAUUGUGUUGCCUCAUGUGUGUGUGUGUGUGUGUGUGCAGGUUGGUGUGCUGCGCAACAUCUACGACACUCUCACUAUGCUAGAGGGACUACACUCACAGGUAGGUCUCUCUCUCUCACCUGCGGCACAAACACACCACAUCAGCCAUUCCUUCGCUAUUUGGGUGGUCUGUGUAUGUGUGUGACAGGGGCCGCUAGAGGCACUCAAUUACCUGGCGACGAAAGCCGAGGUGACGACCUGAGAGGGAUGUCUAAGUGUGACGUGUGUGAGUGAAUGCGGCAUGUGCGUGUGUGUGUGCAGGAGUCGCCCAUGAGAGCAUCUCGAAUCAAGAUGGCCAACGGGAGGGGAGGCUGUACUCCCCUGAGAGAAAUGAUAUGGGCGCAGAGGGGCUCUGUUUAGUUCGCUAUUGGUGUGUGCAUCGUAUGUCGGUGUGCUGACUGUGAGUUGCUGUGCGGUCAUCUGACACAGUGAGUGUCGAUCAUCCCUCUCUGUGUGGAGCAUCUCACAGAUAGACUGACACCAUCCACACUGAUCCUUUGACUGACUGUGUGACGUAGAGUGUAUUGACGAUUUGUCCAAGUCAAUAAGACUGCGCCCACCUCAUACUCACAAUUUGGCCCAUCUGUAUGUUCUUUUUUCCGACUGUCCGUCUGUAAGUUAUGCUUGUGAGUACAGCCCCACCCACACUGACCGAGAUGGAUGGGUGUGCAUGUAUCUCUCUCUCUGUGCCAGUGAGCGGGCUCCUGGGGCAUUGCUACGUGUGUGUGGGAAGGAGAGAGGGAUGGGAUGGGCGCAAAGGAGUCAAAGAGAGGCGUCUGUUUGGUUCGCUAUGGUGUGCAUUACUGUUGUGCAUCGUGUGUCCGUGUGCGGACUGCGCUGUGACGAGCGAACGAGCGGCGACUUUACACAGUGAGUUUUGAUUAUCGCUAUGUGCGUGCAGUGGCCGUCGAGCAUUCCACAGAAAAACACCAGAGACACGGGUGAAUGAAUGAGAUGGUACUUACGAACAUUAUUUAGAGACCGCAACAGAUAGACCGCUUGAGAAUGAAUAGACUGCGGCCCUGCCGAC
Vitrella brassicaformis is the source of this 1703-nucleotide messenger RNA. NCBI's taxonomy places the organism in Eukaryota, Vitrellaceae. The record is from the annotation of a GenBank genome assembly.